AAUGGCUUUUGUAUAUAGAAGUGAAAAUAGAGUAACUUACAUUCCAAAAACUGAACAAGUGGGACCUGGAUAAUAUGAUCACAUCCCUGAAAUAGAAAAUAGAUCUAAUCAUCAUCCCUUUAAUUCAACCGUCGAAAGAAUAAAUAAAUCUAAUUAGCCUAAACCUGUUCCUGGCCCUGGAACUUACAACCUAUAAGGGUCCUUCGAGUGUCAAAAGGUUAUCUUUUAAUCAGAUGAACAAGAAAUCAAAAUUUUGGAAGUACCUAAACCAAUAUCAGUUUUCAGAUCCACUACUGUGAGAUUUAAGGAGGAUAGAUUUGAAGGACCUGGGUAUAAUCGUCAUAUUCUAUCCUUAGUCCUACACAAUACUUCUAAGAAGAAAGAAAGAAAUUUCAUUCGGCCGGUUAACCCAAUCGCUCAAAAAAAAUUAAUGUUUUGGAGUAAUUAGUAAAGGAGAACAAAUACCUAAGCAUACCCUCCAUUCCUUCUAAUGUCCAUUAAGGCUACAUUGAGAAUAAAGGUUAUACUCUAUAAUAUAUGAAGACAAUCAGUUGGAAUAAAAUCCUAUUGACUCAUCUAAUGAUGUCGGACCAGGAUCUUAUGAUCUUAAAAGUACAUUCAAUAAUACAAAACCCAGAGGAGUAUCAUGGCAUAAACCUAGAAGCCAAGACAAAAAAGACAAUAAGUCACCUAUAGGCCCUGGUUAUUAUGAUAUCUGUGGUUAAUCCUAACCUAUGUACUAAAUGAAACCAACAACAGCAUUCAGUUCUAAACAAAGUAGGAAUUCUGAUUUCAGAUUUUAAAAUCUAAAAAACAACACUGGAUACAUUAAAAAAGGAUUGGAUAAUAAAUAAUAUAGUUUUCAUCAAUCUACUAAUCCAGCUACUACAGCUAGAGAAACUGAUGCAGAUUCAGAAUAUAGUUACAUUGAAGUAUUUUAUAUCAAUCAAAUAGGAUGCAACUCCAGGUCCUGGCUACUAUGAAAAUGCCUCUACCCAGUAAACGAUUUCUUAAUUUUUAAAUAAAUCUUAAGCAAAAGGCUCAAUCAAAACAAGAACUAAAAGAUUUCAUACAAAAUCUUAGCAUACUCCUGGCCCUGGUAGUUAUUAAGUGGAAGUGAUAGCUCAUCGUUAUAAAGGGGCUUAACCUCCCUUUUUAAUGAGCAAAACUAGAUUUGAAGAAUAAUUUUCAGAGACACCUGCUCCUGGUUAAUACAAGGCUGCUAAUACUAUGGAAUAAAGAUUGAUAUAAAAAUUAAUGAAAGCUCCAUUAGGAUAAUUUGGAGUUAAUGAGAAUAGAUUUAAAGAAUAAAAAUUAUUAGUUCCUGGUCCAGGAUCAUAUGAAGUAGAUAAAAAUGAUGAUACAAAAAAAGAUAAGAAAUUACCAGAAUAAAAAGGAACAUAUGCAUUUAUGAGUCAUGCACCUAAAAGUUAAGAUUUAUCAAUUCCAAAUAUAAAUCCAGCUCCAGGUGCUUAUAAUGUUAAUUAACAUACAAUUGCUAAUAAAAUAAUUAAACCAGAAGAAGAUGAUCCUAAAUUGGCAGUAAUUAAACCACCAUUUGGAGUUGGAUCUGAAAGAUGGAAAAUAAAAGAAGCAAAUGAAGAUGAAGAAGAUGAUGAACCUUUUUAUUUAGAAAAAUCAGCAUAAAAUUAAUUAGGAUUAUUUAAAAAGAAAAAGAAAGAUCCACCACCAUUUAUGUGCAAAGUAUUAAUCAAAUUAUAUAUAUUAAUAGUAAGAAAGAUUUUCAAAAAGUGUACCUAAAGAUAAUAUACCUGGUCCUAUGGAUUAUGCUGAUGGAAUGUAUCCUAAUUGGAAUAAAAGAACAUUUAAUAUUAUAUUUGCUGAAAUUUGA
Messenger RNA from Paramecium pentaurelia, 1852 nucleotides. NCBI's taxonomy places the organism in Eukaryota, Ciliophora, Oligohymenophorea, Peniculida, Parameciidae. The record is from the annotation of a GenBank genome assembly.